UACUCAAUCACCAAUAGGUUAGUUCGGUUGAUGCUACCCGGGUCUCUGUUUUCAUUCUCUAUGGGUCUUGUUGAAGUCUGAUGACAUGACCUUAGUGACCCAACCUUCUCUCCCCACAGAGCAUUAAUGCCUGUAGCCAUUGAUGUAGUUUGGUGAUGAUAACUCACUGUAGGCAAUCUGUUGGUUUCUUUCAGAUUGCACAGUAGGCAUAUGUUCCACCAUUUACUUUCCACCUUUGAAAGUGAACAGCAUUGAGAAGUGAGACCUUUGUGAGACUAAUUUGAGACCUACGAUCUUUGAGGGGCCUGAGGAGACCCCUCUACAGGAGGGAAGAGAUGACUGUUGAAAAGACGUUGCCCCCCCUCUUUCAAAUACAGCACGUCCUUACAUCCGACAGUAAUCCAGCUAUUAUUCACCUAACCUCCCUUCUGAUUAGACUACAUAAAGGAGCAUUCAAAGCUGCUUUACAAAUUUGCUAUGACCUGUGCCAUGUUAUCCUUUUCAAUGAUGACAUGGGCCAAGCUCAGCAGGAGACUUCAAAUCUCCUCUACACACAUAUGGCUUUGUAAUGAUGUUUUUUUUUAAAUCCACUUUUGGCUUUUCGUGAUAUAAAAAGAGCUGAUGGGCCACUGACCAAGUCAUCACAGGUGAGCGCAACUGAAGUCCACUCUCAAUUACCUUCGCAAGGACAUUAGGACCAAGAUAGUGUAGUAGGAAUGAUGAUCUUCCUAUACUCUGUUAUAUUCACACUAAUGCUGUUCUCUGAGUUUAACACCGGCUCGGUCGUCUUUGCUGUACAGACAGGCAAGCUGGACGAGGGUAGGACAGAGCAGGAGAGCCUGCGAUCGAUACAAGGCGAAGACACAAUGAGCGACAACACACUGGCUGCCCCGAGGUUCAGACGGGAGCCCGUCCUGGACAACGGACUGGGCGACGAAGAGGACAACACAAAGUACCUCAUCCUUUCAGACAUUGGACUGAAAGGGCACACCAGACGUGGCAUGAACACCGCUUUCUCCCGAGCCCUUCCUGUCCUCCCCGACCGAGCCACAGAUCACUCUCCCGCUGAAUAUAGCCUGAAAGUAGAGCGCAGGGAGGCCGACCUUGAGAUGCUGCGAUGCAUGAUAGGACGAGUGUAUCGACCCUGUUGGCAAGCAUAAGAGUUUGGUGGAUCCUACACUGCUGCCCUGCCGUCUGUCAAUCUCCUGCAAAAACAAAUAUGCUUUCCUUCUCUGUUCCAUGGUUUUACAACAUGUAUAAAAUCAAAUAACUAUUAAAAUGGUUUUGAAAUAUAA
Oncorhynchus kisutch (coho salmon) is the source of this 1295-nucleotide messenger RNA. It is a transcript of the gene pmch, whose product is annotated as pro-melanin-concentrating hormone. Gene Ontology annotation, molecular function: type 1 melanin-concentrating hormone receptor binding; melanin-concentrating hormone activity. The transcript has 3 exons. Bases 717 to 1160 code for a protein of 147 amino acids. The record is from RefSeq and is a predicted model, not a curated record. Gene Ontology annotation, biological process: behavior; chemical synaptic transmission. NCBI's taxonomy places the organism in Eukaryota, Metazoa, Chordata, Actinopteri, Salmoniformes, Salmonidae.